This is a messenger RNA of Spirodela intermedia, 5412 nucleotides long. NCBI's taxonomy places the organism in Eukaryota, Viridiplantae, Streptophyta, Magnoliopsida, Alismatales, Araceae. The record is from the annotation of a GenBank genome assembly.
AUGGGAGCCCUAGCGCCACUGGCUCAGUGGACACCGGAGGACGACGUACAACUCAAGAACGCCGUCGAGGUAAUACAGACGCCCGCCCCCUGCCCUCGUUUCCGUUUUCUGAUUUGGCUUCAGAACAUUGGAAUUUUGUCAAAAUGCUGUGCGGAUGGCAGGGAUGUGCCUGAUGGCCCGCAGUUUUGUGUUGUUCUCUGGAAAACUACGAUUUCACUGUUUCUGUCUGUGUCUGUGCCCCACGGGGGGAGGGCGGACCUGGAGGCCUUAUUUGGGUUUAAUUUAAGUGAAUCCUCUUGAUGUUCAUGCUGGUCUUCUUCGCCGGGAUGGAUGUGUGCCCUGUUCGUGUUAUUCCUUGUCAUGUUCGUUUUGUUUGGGGUUUACUAAUUAUUGGAACUAAUGUUAUUCCAUUUUAGUAAUUAAGAGAGCGAGAUGACCUCCAAAAAUCCUUUAUCGAGUCGUUUAUCUCUCUCUCCCUACAUGACGGUGUAUUAUGUCCCUAAUUCCACAUGUUUUUGUAGAGAUUUGUUGUUUUCUUGGUGAUUUUUGAGUAACUGCUUCUCAUUUUCUCUUAUGUGGACUAAUUUUUCUUUUUCCCGGUUUCUCCCAUAAGCUUCUUGACCUGCUGUAGUGGGCACAGGACUUCAUCUCAGUAGAAAAUGGUGAAUUACACUUGGUCGUGUGCCCACUACAGUAGGUCAAGAAGCUUAUGGGAGAAACCGGGAAAAAGAAAAAUUAGUCCACAUAAGAGGAAAUGAGAAGCAGUUACUCAAAAAUCACCAAGAAAACAACAAAUCUCUACAAAAACAUGUGGAAUUAGGGACAUAGUACACUAUCAUGUAGGGGGAGAGAGAUAAAUGACUCGAGAAAAGACUUUUGGGGGUCAUCUUCCUCUCUUAAUUACUAAAAUGGAAUAGCCCUAGUUCCAAUAAUCAUUAAACCCCAAACAAAAUGAACUUCACUUCAACUAAACCCAAAUAAGGUCUCCAGGUCUGCCCUCCAGUACAGUAAGUCAGCAGGAGACUUGCUUACAGUACAUUGAGUCAAAGCAUAUAUCGUGUGUUGAAGGUAUAAUUGCUGAUGGACAUGGGUUUUCAAAGUAUAUAUUUUUCUCCGUUCGUUUUUGAAGUAAGGAAAAAUAGGGAUGGUCUAAAUAAACUUUACAAAGUUGCAAAGAAGUGCUAGUGUGGAAAUGACAUUUUAUGUGGUUAGUCAAUAAUCAUGAUUUUUUAAAAUAUUUUUUUGUCGAUUUGGUCGUGUUUUUAUUUCACAACAGGCUGGCGCAUCCUUGGAGUCUCUUGCUAAAGGUGCUGUGGAAUUCUCACGUAGAUUUACUAUCAGAGAAGUGAAGGACAGGUGGCGUCAUCUCCUAUAUGACCAAGAAAUGGCAAUGGAAGCUUCGGUUUACAUGACGCGUGUGAGUGCUGAUGCUGGUUUUUCUGGUCAUCUUAAAUCGGGCAAAAACUUCAGUACGAGAGCUAAAGAAUGGGCACCUGGAAAGAGAAAAAGAAGUAGUGUGCGUAGUCUGUAUUAUGCAAUGCAAAAGCGUCUUCGCAGUGGUCAUUUCAAUUCUCCUGAUGUAGAUUUUCUUGUACCACCCAGCACAGCAAUUGAUUUUAGUGGGAAUGGUGGUUGCAGAGAGCAGUCAAAAUUCUUCAGUGAGCAUGUGGGUGGAGAUCCUACCAUUGGUACAGCUAUUUCUGAUCAAUUUAAAAUCCCAAAGUUUGACUUUGGUAUCGGCCAUGAGGCUUUUCCAGGAAUGCAAAGGGCCAGGACUGUCACCGAGCAUGCUGAUGCUGCUGAGCAGGGCAUCCAUAAUGCACAUCUGGUUUUAGAAGGGAAUCGAAUGCGAGAUGAAGUCCUUACUGCUGAUGGUUUGUUUGAGUUUGAGGAAGAAGUUCCGCCAGUGUCACUUGACAAAGGAAUAGUAGACAGCAUUGUUGUCCAAUCCUUUGACCAUGAGAGUGAGCAAAACGAAAACUACCAUAGCCUUACUGAGAAUGUAGAAAACAUUCGAAGGUCAUCAGAUGUUCAGGACAUUCGGUCACCUGAGAAGCUAGCCGUCAGGAGUCCUCAAGAAACGCAGAUUAUUGAGGAGAAACCACUAUUCUCCGCCUUUGAUACAGAAAAUGACCGCAAGAAGCCUCCUUUCUCAAGCUUUGGAGAAAACCAGAAUGUAAGUUCGGAGGUUUCCGAUUGUAGUGGUUCUUUACAGAACAUAGGGUUUUCAUCUCCACUUGUAUCCAUGUCUCUCUGGGGAGGAAUUGAUGCUACACCAACUCUUCCCAUGGAUUCAAAUUUUGAUGGCGAUGGACAAAGAUCAACUUCUGCCUUGGAUCUUUCAUCUGAUGGCGUUAAGAAAAUGAUUCCAGAGGCAUACGAUGGUGUGAGGACAGAAGAUAAGUUGCUUGAUGAAAUGAGUAUGGGUGCGCUAAAUGACUCGGCUAUAAUCGCUGAGAGUGAUUUUGUGAACCUUUCUUUAAACUUUCCGAAUGAAGAUGAACUCUUUCUUCUUAAUGAAGAGGGGAAAGACAUAAUGGAUGGACCUUGCCUUGAAACCCUAAAUUCUAUUUUUUCUGAUUCUCCCGCUGAUAUACACCAGGAUAAUGCGUAUGAAACCACAGAUACAAAAAAUAUGGAGGCACUCAUGGCGCAAGAUAUAAUUUCAGAUGAAUUUGCUGCAGAGUCUAAAGGCCUGAAUGAAGAGAUGCGUUCGGGAUCUGAGGAUGGACAUGCCGUUCAGGAUUCGACAGAAAACAUAAAUGUGGGACCCUCAGAUAAUAUAUCUUCUUUGGAAACUCCUGAAAGGCUUAUGAUUUGCACGUUGAACACUGAGGAUCCUGAAGUCCCAUGCAAUGAUGACAUUGUUCUCCCUAACGAGGUCUAUCCUUCAGUUUCCUCUAGAGGUUUGAAGCUGGAAUCUGAAGUAUCUGGUUUAGUUUCCCCAUCUUGCAAAGUUACUUCUGAUGAUCAUGGGGGUGUGGAGGAGGAUGAAACACUGAUGAAUCCCUUUAUAUCCUCACGCAACACUGGGCUGCAAAUGCAUGCAAAAGUCGGAUUGAAGCGUCUGAAUGAUGAUUUCAGGAUUAAGACCGAGUUUCAAGGGAUUGAUUCCCACAGGCAACCAGGAGUCGUAUCUGGUGAAAAAAUCAUGCUCUCAUCAGCACCUGCUGUCCCAUUAACUGGAUCAGUUCUUACUCCAAAGGAAGAAAUCCUACCACUGGCUCUGGGAAAAUGUGGAGAAUCUAUUAAUUCCGUAGUUGCCCUCCAAGAGAAAUCACAUGAAGCGCCUGAUCAUGCAAAAUCAAAUUUUCAAGUCACAGCGGAUGUUUGUGAACAGAUGUUAGAUAGUGCGGGUCCCUCACAGAAGUGGGGGUCUUUACCUGCUGAAUUGGGCGGUGGAGAUGGGGGAUUUGCUGAUCCUUCUCAUAUUUUUUCAAUCUCUGACAACGAAGAGAAUUCUUCUGACAGUGAUGACGAUGUACCCAAUUUUUCUGACAUUGAAGCUAUGGUAAGUCUUUUGGCUUAAUAUUCAAUCAAGUUGGUUUUUUACUGAACAAACUAUCGUGUAUCUGCUUUUUCUCAAAGCUGUUCUUGUUUGUUGCAGAUACUUGAUAUGGACCUCGCCUUCUCCGAUCAGGAAUCAAGUUUGUUUUCCAGAGAAGGUAAUUCAGGUUCUUAUCACUGGUUUCAGAAAAUACUGUUUCUGAGACAAUUAUUCUCCAUCCGGGGUGGGAAAUUUUCUGUGACUAGGAUAUAUAUUCAGACGGCAUGCAUGCUAACUCUCUCUCUCACUUAUUAUAUAUAUAUAUAUGCACAUUUGUAGAUAUAUAUAUCUAUGUCCGAUUCCACCUGAUUCCCCUCUUGUCUCUUUGAAAAAACUCGUAUCCCUUCUUUAUCUGUGUAUAACUACCAUCACCUUUUGCCACAUGGAGAUACGCUUUGCAGCAGAAGCCUGACCUCCCGACCUUGUGUUUCCAUUCAAGUUAUUUUAGCGUUAAAAGUACCAGGCAGGUUAUCAUGGGUUCUGUAUGAGUGACUAAACCUGGUGAAUCAUUGAUUUGUAAACAUGUGAUUUAUUAUUCUUAUGUGUUGUUUUUGGUCGCAUCAAAUUUCUGUUGGCUGAAUUUUUAGUUACAUCGUGAUUCAAGAACCGCUUAUGAUUGUGCAUUUUUUUCUUCCAAGAGUUAUUUUAUGAUUUCUUUUCAUUCACGUCCGUAUGCUUUGAAUCACUCGUGCUGAUUGGGGUUUUUAAAAAAAAAAAAAAAAAAAAAAACAGUGUCAAGGUACCAAUUCCUGGAAUCCAAGAAGACGCUGAUGAGAUUAGAACAGGGUGCCCUGUCCUGCGUGGAGAGAUCGGUGGCGUCCCAUGGAGCUCUUGCAGUCUUUUAUGGUCGUCGUUUGAAGCAUUACAUCAAGAAACCGGAGGUGACUCCUCCGGCCCAUGGCUGGCUGUCUCCCUGAUUUUGUUUUGGAAAAUGAUUACCUUAGACUUUUAUUUCAAGCGCAUGUUUUUUGGCCAUGCUCCUCGUUGACUCCUUUCUUUAACUGCCGUCAUCUAGCCCAGCUGUGGGGUUCUAAUCGUUGACUCUGCCGACCCUCCAUGCUUUUAGCUAUUUCUAGUACUCGUAAUGAUGUGCACAAUGCAAUGUUUUUUCCAUAAUUAUCCAGGUGUCGCUUGGGAGAGCUACAGAUGAUGUACACGUUGACAUUGAUCUGAAAAGAGAAGGGCCUGCAAAUAAAAUAUCUCGGCGUCAGGUGACUGUUUUAUUUGAAAAAUUAAUAUCCGGAAUCCCUGUGCUGAGGUCGAACAGAUUACUUGAAUGCACUUCCAACACUUCCUUUUUCUGGAAAAUGUCUUGAACAGAUGUCGACCCGUUGACUUCCGGACCUCCGGUAACGCAUGUGUUUAAAACUACAAAAUGGUUGAUUUUUUUUUCAAAAAUCAAAGAGAAUCUUUGAAUUUUUCUCUACACUUCCAUGAGAUUUCUAUCGUCGUCUUGAAAAUAUUGGUGGAAAGUAGCGGAUCGGAUCCUUUUCAUCUCUGAGCGACCUGUACCAUCUUCGCAGGCGAUUAUAAAGCUGGACGAGCACGGGUCGUUCUAUCUAAAGAACACCGGGAAGUUCCCCAUCGUGAUCAAUGGAAAGGAAGUGCCGUCUGGGAAGCAGUUGAAUCUUAGCUCCGGAUGCCUGAUCGAGGUAUGCGUCUUGGAUAAACGAUGGUGCCGUUGACUUUGAUCAGAUGAGUGUUUAUACCCUUUUUACUGAAUGGCUUCCCAGCUUCUGCUGCAGAUGCGGGGCAUGAAGUUCAUCUUUGAGGUGUGCCAUGGCAUAGUUUCCCAGUACGUAGCUAAUGUUUGGAGGAAGCGCAGACAAGAACAGAACCCGAGCUUCUCAUUGGUUGCAACGUGA